AACGCUCCCAUAUUGUCAGAUGUAUACAUGUUUCUCAGUUCCUUACUGACCAGGAAUUGGCGAGUGUGGUGGUGGGGCAGUGUGCCUGGUGCAGUGGUGGUACGUGUGUGAUUUUCUCUGCAGAUAAAUGCUUUGUCACUGCGUUACGUGUUUCUCAAAGCUGAAGGUGGAAGACUGCCUACAUCAGAAUACAGAGAGUGAGGCCGGGGGUGUGCUUAUUAAAAAUGCAGAUGUCUAAGCUUUAUCUCAGAUUUAGCCAACUCAGAAUCUCAUCGUAGGCGUCUGUAUUUUUAACCAGCUCCUCGUGAUUCUGCUGCAUACUGAAGUUUGAGAGGCGUUGCUGUGUGUACCUGGUUUUGCUGUAAGUCCCAACCAAACCUAUUCUCCAUCGCAGCUUGGCCAGUACGAGGCCGUCAUCUCCCAAACCAGCAAAUGGCACCUAGGCAAGGCUCCUAGGGUCAGAACAAGCUUGGUGUCUUCUGACCAUGCAUUCAGUGAGUCAGGAACCAGUAUGUGGGUGAGCAGUGUGGUGCAAGUUUUGAGACGAUGAAAGCCAGUUUAGUAGAAACUCCUUUCUUAAAGAGCUCUAAAACCCAUCUCUAAUCCUCUUUUAAUUUCUUGCAGCUAUACCCCCAAGUGGUAUAUACCUGUGUAGAGUUUAUGGACUAUAUCAGUCACUAGAAAGGAAAUAGGUGGUCAUAAAAGGUCCGUGGCAGGAUUCCACCCACCUCUAAACCAUGCCCAGUGUAGUAACUGAGAAAGUUGUCAGGAUUGAGAGGAAAGGAAGAAGCCCAAGCCCAGCAAGUGUCACGUGCAGAAAAUUAUGGAAAGCUCUCAGGAAUUUUGAUGUUGACAUCAAAGCAUUGAAAAUGGACACCUAUAACAAAUUGGGUUGUUUCUGAUAAAGCCAAGUGGAAGCUAAUAUUGAAUUAAGAUAUGAACUACGUUUUGAAACUAAUAGAUUUAUCCGCUACCUGGGAAUGUGAUGGGAUGAAUGUUUAAAAGAAAGUAAACACAUGGCAGAUGCCAGCCGUCUGUACACAUGAGGAGCAGUCCAUGUAGUGCAGGAGACUGCAGGCCGUCACGAAACCAAAAGUACUUUGAAUUUAGAGCCCCUGUCUUCCCCCCAGGAGGCCUUUGCUUAUUUCAUCCUGAUUUAUCUCUAGAUUUUCCUGGUGGAAAAAAUUGAUCCUUGGAUGGCACAUUAUGUACCACUUUAGACCAGCCCUCUGACUUUAUAGAUCCAUCAAGUUUAAAUAACUUAGCUAAGUUCAGAGGCAAAGGCAGGCCGAUAUUUCAGUGCUUUGAUUUGGAUAGGAUGCUCUUUCCUGAAAGUCAUUUUCUGGGCACCGGGUGUUUCCUGCUAGUCAAGCUUUAAAGCUGCUUAUACCCUCAGGCCAUUGUGAGUCAAGUCUUGAACUAAAAGCAGUUUAGGAAAAGUGCUUUUAUUAACCUGCCCCCUAGUCCCGUGUAAGAUUGAUUGAUGCUCCUUUCUGGUGACUAAACUUGAAUGAUGUGUCAAAUAAGUCCAUUCUUCCCUUGGAGGCCAGUAUGAUAUCAGCCUCAGAGAUGAGUGAGUCCUUAGCUCUUAACAUACAGUUUAGUAGAACUCAAAUAUUUAUAUCUAUCUGUAGGGUGAGCAUACGUCUAGAUUUGCCAAGGAUAGGUUUGAUUUAUGCUGCUUGUCCUGAUUGUGGUUUAUUAAUGGUUCCUAAUUUCACUGUCACAAGUUCCCCAAUGGACAAAAUAUUAUAUCGUUACUCAUACUUAGUAUAAAAAUGGAAGCUUAUUCCCACCACCGAGAGACAGACAGUGCCUGUGCAUCGAGGUACGGCAUGCCCCAGUCCAGCUGUUACCCUCUGUAGGUGGAGACUAGAAAAAGAAUGCCACUCCUGGAUGAAGACUACUCUGCUUUAUUCCAUUUUUUUCCCCAGUGCAGUUUUGUUUUCUUUCAAGUAUUGUAAACUUAAAAAAAAAGGAAAAAUUUGUAGACUGUGUUGUCAAAUCAGAAGUUAAGAUUGCAAAAAGAUCAAAACAAAUGGUGGCUAACCAUUGAGUGGUGGUAACUAGGCAGGCAGGUGCACUGCCUUGCAUAACUCCAGGGGCAUCAUGCCAUCGUCGAGUGAACACUGCUCCCCAGAGUGGUGUUUGUGGUGCACAGUCCUCUGGCUGUUGCCAUGGCCCUUUGUAUACAGUAUUGUCAGUUAUUGCCAGUUGCUGUGGAAAUGUUACAUUUAUUAAUAAGCACACACUUCUACAUUGUAUUUAUGUUGUUAACCACCAAAUAUAAUAGGUAUGGUAUAAUUUUGAGGUUUUGUGUGUGGGCUGGGCACAUGCAUGUAUUCUUGCUCACAGAUACAGUGCCGAGUUGGCCAUUAUAAUGAAAAAAUUCAAUCAUUUCUGGAAAAUAAACUAGUUGAUAAAUUGGUUUCAUCCGGUUUUUACUCUACACAAAACGUGUAAUCAACUAUUUCUAGCUGUGUUUUCUAUGGGAUAUAUUUUUACUCUGACAGAUUUGAACAAGCUCCAAGCAUUUAUCUUUUUGUUUUUGCUGCAAGAAACUACCAGUUAUUUUCAGAACUGGCCCAUUUUGCCCGUGAAUGGCUCCGAGUCGGGGUUGUCACUCCAGUGCAGCUCUGAGUAACCGAGUAUUUCCUUCCUAGCCCUUGCGCUCCCCCCAACUCCCCGCCCACCCUCUGUUCCCCUGGAUAUUCCAGCGCCAGGUCUGCAGUUUGGUCACCUCCAGCCUGUGGCACACUACCCUGUGCAUGACUCAGGGCUACAGAGCUUGUUUUCUAGCUAUUUUGAUACAGGCUUCAAAAAUAAAGAAAUAAACAUUAGAGUCUCCCAAAAGCUGUGAGAGACUGUGAUGAUGUCAGCCUAAUUGACCUGUUGUGUCAUAGGGCCAUAUUUUUUUACUUUUUUUCUUACAGGUUUGGGCACUUGGGUACUUUGUAAAUACAUGUGACCGCAUUCUUUUCAAAGUUUGAAGUAACAGGAAGUGAUCACCCCUAGAAGUGGUCAGGUGACAUUUGGACAUGCCAUUGUGCAGUUUUUUCCUGUAUAAAGAUGAGUGAAGAACCCGUAAUUUAUACUACACUAAGCCAGCAGAAGCACACACCAAAAAAUAAUAUCAAGCAUAAAUUUAGAUCAAAUGAAUUGCCAUUAACUAAGGAGGAGCUGAAACACCAGAAAUCUUGUAAAAAAUGGCACAAAAACACAGCAGAAGAUGUCAAUGGCCAAGGAAACUCCUCACCUCUUCCCUGGAGGCUUAUUUCUGUAGUGCUGGGCAUCAUGUGCCUUCUCCUGAUGGCCAUAGCCACUGCAGUGGCUGUCUUGACUACAAACUCAUCUUCCAAACAAUCAUCUCUCACAAUCCAGCAAAAAGGACUUGGUUGUCAUUCUUGUCCCAAGAACUGGGUUUGGUUCAGAUGCAGCUGUUACUACUUCUCCAAGGAACGGUUAACAUGGAGAGAGAGUCAACGUGCCUGCUCGUCUCUGAAUUCCAGUCUCAUAAAGAUAAACAGGGAGGAGAUGAAUUUUUUCUCUUUAAAAUCUUUCUUUUGGAUUGGAGUCUACCAUAAUGGAAUUGGCAAGCACUGGCUAUGGGAAAAUGAUUCGGUUCUGUCCUCUGAUAUGUUUUAUCCUCCUACACCUCAAAAAGGACAACUCUGUCUAUCUUACAAAUCAAGAGAAAUUUAUUUAAGUGAAGACUGUGAAUUUAAACAAACCUACAUUUGUAAGAAUCACCUUGUUUAUUCUAUAAAUUCACUGGAAAGAUGAAAAGUACUUUUAUCUAACCCUAUGUGUUGAUAGCAUUGCCAAUGUUUACUUUCUUGUGCUAUGGAGAAAAUAUGUAAAUUUACACCUUUGGUUUAAGAAAAAUAGAAUCCUCUAAAAAUAUACUCCAAUGCCAUUUAAAAAGUGUACUAUAAUUUUGUUGAAUGAAUAAAAUUUUGAUUUAGCUGACUUUUCAUGAAAUAACACUGUGACAGUAUUUAGGAGGAUAUAUUUAUGCCUAUGCACUUUAGGAAACAUUGCCAUAAAUAUUUUCUGAAUUAGACAAUGAGGUAAAGUUAGACUGUAUUGGAUAUUAAAUAGACUGUUUUAUAUAAGGUUACACUAUUGUCCCUGAUAUAUAUAUAUAUUGCUUUUUUUGUCUACAAAAUUGUUAAAGUAUAUUGUUAGGCAAUAACUCACAGAACUAUUAUACCAGAAAUGGAAAUUAGUAUGACUACACAAGAAAUAGAAUUGUUCCAUAAAUUUUUGGAAAUUAAUUUUCAGCUUGAUUACUAUCCAAAAGUCCAACUUAUUCUAUAACAUGGUGACUCUGAGACAACUAAUUAGACUCACAGGUAUAAAGGUGGUACAGAGGACUUUGCUUUAAAAUCUUAAUUGUUGAAUUUUUAUUUCCUUAAGUUGUUCUGUUACAUAGUACCUUUUAAAAAUAAAAAUAAAUAAUAGUAAUUAUUUCAGUUUCACUGUAUAAAAGGCUUUAGAAUUAUUAAAACGAUACUGAUGUCAAGCUGGAGUUUCUCUUCUCUUAGUUUUAUAAGCUUCUAUGGCUUCUAUACAUAAUGAUACGUAAGCACCCUCCUUGUUUAUUUCAUAAAACUUGGGCUAAGAUUAUAUAUAAAGAGUAAAAAAUUAUGUUUUACCAAUGUGCCUCUUUUACUGUUGCAGAAACAACAUGACAGUGACAGAAGAAUUAGGUACACUAUUCAGCAUUAGUUCCUUCCACCCCACCACAUCCAGUGGACUGUACUUUUUUUCCUCUCAAUAUGUCCCUUCCCAAAUGGUCAUUCUAAACAAAGAUAGCAGAUCAGUAGCAACUCUUCAGAGUUUAGCUUUUUACCCUGGUAUGUAACUUCAUGAAAUUUUCUAAGAGGUUACCUAUAAUAUUAGUAUAUGCAUGAAUAUUUGUCAAUAGAGGGCAUUUAUGGUGACAGAAUGGAUAGAGAGAAGACUAUUCUGAAAAUUCCGAUUGCUAUAAAAUUCAGGAGGACUACUGUCAAGAGAAAUAGACACUUUAUUUUUGUAAUAGAUAAUUGUUUUUAUUCCUGAGAUGCCAAUAUUCUUCCUUAUUUCAAGGAAUAUACAUUUAGCAUAUAAGGUCUUUUCUAAAUCCACAUGAGGGGAGGGUGGCUAACCACCCUUUAUAGACUAUAGGGUCACUAGAAAAGUUAAUUAUUGUCAAAUAGAGUUGCAACACUAAGAAAAAAAUUAAAAAAUCAUCCCCCAUAAAAGUUUAUUGAUUCUUAUUGUUAUAAAAUAUGAUUGCCCUUAAAUAUGGGUUAUGAACUCUUCUCAGCUUGACAAAAAAAUAAACAAAAAACAGAGAAAAACAGAGAAGUACUUAGACAUAGAAAGAUAGCAAUAACAAAAUGGGUAAGAAUGUUCAAGAAUUCUCUGUAAACCAUACAGAAGAAAAAGAGAAGUUUUAUUUUCAA
Molecule: messenger RNA, 5450 nt
Organism: Diceros bicornis minor
Lineage: Eukaryota; Metazoa; Chordata; Mammalia; Perissodactyla; Rhinocerotidae
Product: killer cell lectin-like receptor subfamily E member 1
Exons: 7
Coding region: 3070-3783 (237 amino acids)
Biological process (GO): positive regulation of natural killer cell mediated cytotoxicity; stimulatory C-type lectin receptor signaling pathway
Source: RefSeq, a predicted model, not a curated record